UAACUCAAAGCCACCAAGCGUAGCUAGCUCAAUGGCACCAAGCAUAGCUACCACAAUGACAGCAUUGGACCCCAAGGCACCAUCAGUGGUCAGCGGGAGUCUAGGACCAGAAGAUGAAGACGCUAAAGCUGAGCCGUCUGCUCAAGAGAAUGAACAAGAAGCUGUUCCCCACCGAAGCCCCGCCCAUCACAAGUGUUUCAGACGCUGCCUCUCGCGUUCUCCCCUAAAAAGGCCGGUAAAGGACCCGAAGAAGAAAACCGGUCUAUCUAAGGGCUUCUCCUCGGCAAGGAAAUGCGUAUCGGACAUGAUCAAAGAGAAUAGGAAAAUUAAAUACGGACCUGGUUUGACCGCAGCCCCCAGCCAUUCUACGAUCUUCACCAUGGAUAUAGGGUCAAAGGUGGACGAAGAGAUUACGUUCACGCAGAAAGAGGCAAAGCUAGAGGAAAAAA
Messenger RNA from Physella acuta, 449 nucleotides. RefSeq lists its product as uncharacterized. The record is from RefSeq and is a predicted model, not a curated record. NCBI's taxonomy places the organism in Eukaryota, Metazoa, Mollusca, Gastropoda, Physidae.